This is a messenger RNA of Bufo bufo (common toad), 1499 nucleotides long. RefSeq names its product protein O-glucosyltransferase 1 (gene POGLUT1). The transcript has 11 exons. The record is from RefSeq and is a predicted model, not a curated record. Lineage: Eukaryota; Metazoa; Chordata; Amphibia; Anura; Bufonidae. Gene Ontology annotation, biological process: positive regulation of Notch signaling pathway; protein O-linked glycosylation. Gene Ontology annotation, cellular component: endomembrane system. The coding region runs from base 84 to 1241 and encodes 385 amino acids. Gene Ontology annotation, molecular function: UDP-glucosyltransferase activity; UDP-xylosyltransferase activity.
CUCCACCGCAGCCUAGGCGUCGGCGACGUGUGGAUCGCCGAUCACACUGAUGAGCUCAGGCAGGAGUAAUAGAUACCAGAGAGAUGCGGCUUUUAUCGCUGCUUCUGGGGCUCCUGUGCCCCGCAACGUUGACCUCAGAAGGCGGCCAUGAGGAUCAGAGAUGGCGUCAAUAUGUGAACCGCAUCCACAAGAGAGUGCAGAGUCAUGAGCCUUGCCACAACCACACCUGCUACAACUGGCUCAUCCAGCAGGACCUCGCACCAUUUCAGUCUGGGAUUCCCCAUGAAUUAAUGAAGGACAUCCUCAGCCGGAAACUGGGGACCCAUUAUCAGAUAGUAAAGCAUCGCCUGUACCGGGAGGAUGACUGCAUGUUCCCCGCCCGCUGUAGCGGGGUGGAGCACUUCCUCCUGGAGCUCCUGCCAGAUCUACCGGAUAUGGAGAUGGUGAUCAAUGUUCGGGAUUAUCCUCAAGUUCCCCAUUGGAUGACCCCAGUCAUCCCCAUCUUCUCUUUCAGUAAGACAUCAGAGUACAAGGACAUCAUGUAUCCAGCCUGGACAUUUUGGGAGGGGGGCCCGGCUGUGUGGCCCAUCUACCCCACUGGGCUGGGGCGCUGGGACCUGAUGCGGGAGAAACUGGCACGGGCGGCAGACCACUGGCCAUGGGAGAAGAAGGUAUCCAAAGGGUACUUCAGGGGGUCCAGAACGAGUCCUGAGCGGGACCCCCUGAUACUGCUGUCCCGUGAGAGCCCCAGCCUGGUGGACGCAGAGUACACCAAGAACCAGGCCUGGAGGUCUGAGAAGGACACCCUGGGGCGACCACCAGCCAAAGAAGUUCCAUUAGUGGAUCACUGUGCAUUUAAGUACCUGUUUAAUUUCCGGGGGGUUGCGGCCAGUUUCCGCCUGAAGCACCUCUUCCUGUGCGGCUCGCUGGUGUUUCAUGUCGGAGACGAGUGGCAGGAGUUCUUCUACCAUCGCCUGGAGCCGUGGGUGCACUACAUACCCGUGGAGCAGGACCUGUCUGACGUGCGGGAGCUGCUGGAGUUUGUGAAGGCCAAUGAUGAGGAGGCGCAGAGGAUAGCGGAGAGGGGGCAGCAGUUCAUCCGCGAGCACCUACGCUUGGAGGACGUCUCCAACUACUGGCGGGCGCUCCUCACCCACUACUCUCACCUGCUCACAUAUCGCGUCAAACAGCGAAAGGGUUACCGGGAGGUGACCAGGACGCCGGGGCACAGUGAACUCUGACCUCUCGUGUGGUAAUACGCCUGAUGACGUCAGCCUGUGGGGGAGGGGGGUAUCUGCAGCCCCACCUACUGUAUCUCCAGAAUGACCCUCAGAUGGGACCGUGAAAUCUGAGGACAGGCUCCUCCCCUCCUAGCAGUGGGUGGAGCAGCACAAUAAAGGGGUGGAGCCUCAUCACCGCGCUCCGCUCCAGUCGGGUCUCAGCCGAGCAGAGGAAUCAUUUUUCUACAUUAAAAUUUUCACAUAAAAGUCUUAAAGUCA